AUGCCUCAGAUCAUUGGAGCCCUUGUGCUCGCGGUUGGGAUUUAUGCAGAAGUGGAAAGACAGAAGUACAAAACUCUGGAAAGUGCCUUUCUAGCCCCAGCAAUUAUUUUGAUACUUUUGGGCAUUAUAAUGUUCCUCGUGUCUUUCGUGGGUGUACUGGCUUCUUUGAGAGACAAUUUAUGCCUUCUUCAAGCAUUCAUGUACAUUCUUGGGAUCUGCUUGCUGAUCGAGCUGACUGGUGGAGUGGUGGCCCUGAUCUUCAGGAACCAGACAAUCAACUUUUUGAAUGAUAAUAUUAGAAGAGGAAUUGAGAAUUACUACGAUGAUUUAGAUUUCAAGAACAUCAUGGAUUCUGUUCAAAAGCAGUUUAAGUGCUGCGGUGGGGAAGAUUACAGAGAUUGGUCACAAAAUGCGUACCACAACUGUGCGGCUCCGGGACCGCUGGCCUGUGGCGUGCCCUACACUUGCUGCGUCACAAAUAAAGUAAGUCCUGGAGAAAUAAUGAAUCUGAUGUGUUGGUUCUGGUGUGCCUUGCCAUCCUAG
Messenger RNA from Apaloderma vittatum (bar-tailed trogon), 543 nucleotides. It is a transcript of the gene TSPAN15, whose product is annotated as tetraspanin 15. The transcript is spliced from 6 exons. The coding region runs from base 1 to 543 and encodes 180 amino acids. The record is from RefSeq and is a predicted model, not a curated record. NCBI's taxonomy places the organism in Eukaryota, Metazoa, Chordata, Aves, Trogoniformes, Trogonidae. Gene Ontology annotation, cellular component: membrane.